Ipomoea nil (Japanese morning glory) is the source of this 1051-nucleotide messenger RNA. Its product is annotated as alpha carbonic anhydrase 4-like. Gene Ontology annotation, molecular function: zinc ion binding; carbonate dehydratase activity. The coding region runs from base 86 to 871 and encodes 261 amino acids. The record is from RefSeq and is a predicted model, not a curated record. The transcript has 5 exons. Lineage: Eukaryota; Viridiplantae; Streptophyta; Magnoliopsida; Solanales; Convolvulaceae.
AAGAAAUAGUAAAUAAUAAUAAAUUUCUUCAAUCCGGCCUUCAAAACUAUAUUGUUGUCAAUGCAAGUUUUGAAGGUCUGAAAUAAUGGACAAUCCACUCAUCCUCCUCAUCAUCUCAAUCCUUUUCCUCUCAUCACAAACCAUCUCCUUAGCCAGUGAGAGUGAGGGAACCAAAUUUACCUAUAUUAGUGGAGCUGAGAAUGGCCCAGGGAAAUGGGGAAAACUUCACACAAAUUAUACAGUCUGCAAUGCUGGUAACAUGCAGUCUCCCAUUAAUAUUGAUGACUCCACUGUUAAGGUUACCUCCAAAUUUGGGGAGUUGAUUCGACGUUACAAAUCGUCUGAGGCUAUAAUCAUCAACAAAGGCCAUGCUCUUCAGAUCCAGUGGACAGGUGAUGCCGGAAAGAUUAUCAUUAACGGUACUGAUUACUUCAUGUUACAAUGCCACUGGCAUACUCCCUCUGAGAACACUGUGAACGGCAAAAAGGUUGAUAUGGAGAUUCAUCUGGUUCAUAGGAGUGCAAAAGAUGAAUUUGCUGCUGUCUCCAUCUUAUACAAAAUAGGAAAACCUGAUAAGUUCCUUGGACAAUUGCUGAACAGCAUCAGGCAAGUUGAUCGCAAUGGUAAAGCUUUAGGCGCCCUUAAUCCAGGAAAGAUCACAUAUGAGGGCAAGAAAUAUUACAGAUUCAUUGGUUCCCUCACUACCCCACCAUGCUCACAGGGUGUCAUCUGGACAGUAACCAAAGAGGUAAAGACAGUAUCACAGGAACAGAUAAACUUAUUAAAGGAAGCUGUUGAUGAUGGUUACGAGGAAAAUGCAAGGCCACUGCAACCACUGAAUGGAAGGACAGUAUAUCUCAAUCAACCAUAGGAACGUUGUUGCCGGUGCUGUUUAGGAAUUAUAUGUAUUGAGGGAGCUGAGUGAUUGCCCACCAUUAAACUGAAUAUACAAAUCAUUUUCAAACAUAAUAAUUUCAAUACAUUAUGUUUUAUAAUUAUAUAUUUGUAUAUGAUUCAUGAUAAUGUAAUUAAAUUUUUGGUCAAUCUUUAA